Molecule: messenger RNA, 2386 nt
Organism: Aspergillus costaricaensis CBS 115574
Lineage: Eukaryota; Fungi; Ascomycota; Eurotiomycetes; Eurotiales; Aspergillaceae
Product: putative APSES transcription factor
Exons: 3
Coding region: 1-2082 (693 amino acids)
Cellular component (GO): SBF transcription complex; MBF transcription complex
Molecular function (GO): DNA binding; transcription regulator activity; protein binding
Source: RefSeq, a predicted model, not a curated record
AUGGCGGCCGUGGACUUCUCCAAAGUCUACUCUGCUACUUAUAGCAGUGUCCCGGUUUAUGAGUUCAAACUCGAUGGCGACAGUGUCAUGCGAAGACGUUCCGAUGACUGGAUAAAUGCUACACAUAUUCUGAAAGUUGCCGGGUUUGACAAGCCUGCGAGGACUCGCAUCCUAGAACGCGAGGUGCAGAAAGGGGUCCAUGAAAAGGUGCAAGGUGGCUAUGGAAAAUAUCAAGGGACUUGGAUUCCGCUUCCUGAGGGCCGUAUGCUCGCCGAGCGCAACAACAUCAUCGACAAGCUAAGGCCGAUAUUCGACUAUGUCGCUGGAGAUCGCAGUCCACCACCUGCCCCGAAACAUACCACUGCAGCCUCGUCGAAGCCAAGAGCCCCGAAGAAUACAAACAAGAGAGUCGCAACCGAAGAAGUUGUCCCUGCUCCAAAACCGCACCGAAAUAUGGCACCGCCCGCCUAUCAUCCCUAUGAGCCUUAUGAAAUGAGCCAAGGAUUCGACGAGGAUGAAUCUUUAGAACAAGCAACGCUUGAGUCGUCUUCUAUGAUUGCGGAUGAAGAGAUUAUGGCAAUGUCUCAAAAUGGUACAUAUUCACGGAAGCGCAAGCGUGGGAUAAAUGAGGCUCCGGCAAUUUCAAUCAGUGAACAAGAACAUAUACUCUAUGGUGAUCAACUGUUGGACUAUUUCAUGACGGUAGGGGAUGCUCCGGAAGCGACACGUAUUCCUCCCCCACAACCGCCAGCCAAUUUCCAGGUCGACCGCGCAAUUGACGAUUCUGGAAAUACUGCUCUCCAUUGGGCAUGUGCCAUGGGUGACCUAGAAAUUGUGAGGGAUCUACUACGGAGAGGAGCAAAUAUCAGAGCUCUAUCUGAUCAGGAGGAGACACCUCUCGUGCGUGCCGUGCUGUUCACGAACAAUUAUGAGAAGAGGACGUUUCCACCGCUACUAGAACUUCUCUUGGACACAGUCUCAUUCCGAGACUGGUUCGGCGCUACUCUAUUCCACCACAUAGCAGAAACUACUCGGAGCAAAGGUAAAUGGAAGAGCUCGCGAUAUUACUGCGAAGUAUUGCUAGAUAAGCUACGCGUUACGUUUUCGGCUGAGGAAGUUGAUUUAUUGCUGUCCUGUCAAGAUCAAAAUGGGGACACUGCUGCUCUGAUUGCCGCUCGAAAUGGCGCGUUUCGCUUGGUUGACCUACUACUCGCGCGGUGUCCGCGAGCUGGUGACCUUAUAAACAACAAAGGCGAGGCAGCCUCAACUAUCGUCCGACGGGUACCACCUAAUGAGCGCGACGUCCCUCUUCCCCCUUCGUCUAUUACGAUGGGUAAUGAUCAAUUAGAUCCGGACAUCAAGGCACCUGUUACAUCAGAUCACCUGCCUCCCAGCCUUCCGCAGGACUCCUCCCCUACUACCUCGGCAUUAAUGUCUAAGAUCGCCGUCAUUAUGUCCGAAGCGAACAAGAAACUCACCGCAAGCUAUGGCAGCUCCAAGGCAACCCAGCAAGAUUCAGACGAUGUUGCGAACCCGGAGGCACUGUAUGCGCAACUUGAAUCGGAUCGACAAAAGAUCCAGAAACAGGUCGGUAUGCUGGUAGCGAAAGAAGCCGAAGAAGAGUCAAUCGACACGCAGCUUGAUCGUUACGAGCAAUUGAAGAACAGCUACGAAUCACUCUUGGAGCAAAUCCACCAGGCUCGACUCGGAGAGAGGAUUGCCUCAACGCCAGUGCCCGAGAAGGGGGAUACUGGAUCUGACCAGGACCAACUACGUCGCACAUACCUUAUGGCUCGUCAAUUGUGCUCUGCCCAAAAGGCUCGGCGCUCUACCAUGAAGGAUCUUGUCCAACAGACAGCCGAUGCAGGUGUAAGCACCAAGUUCGAUGUCCAUCGCAAGUUGGUAGCACUUGCCACCGGCCUCAAAGAGGAAGAUUUGGAUCCAAUGGCCGCAGAGCUGGCUGAAACACUCGAAUUCGAUCGAAUGAAUGGGAAGGCUACAGGAGCCGAAUCACCAGAUCCAGAGGCCAGGGAAUCGGCCACAUUCCCCAUCCCUGGUCCGACAGUAUCUGUGGACGCCUGAUUGGUCUGGAAGGGGUUGUUCAUUUCCAGUCAUCGAUCGUUCACCUCCCGCAGUUCCUCCAAUCUGUGGUAACGCUUCUCGUUAUGGAUUUACUUGUAAAUUAUUGCCGGUUUGGACAUGAUUACCAUCUACGCAAGAGCAGUUAGUCAACAACAAGCUAACUCUGCCUACCUACCUCCCUGUCUACUUUCUUACCAGGGAUGCGCUGCAAUCUUCUCACGAUCACUGAUGCAUGUUGAUGUUAAUUUCCUACUACUACUUCUAGCGGGCAAUUUAAGUUUCUAGUUUGCCAGCAGAUACCCAC